GUGAGGAUUUACUUUCCUGAGAGCACAAUAUCUACAGAAUCAUGGCAAAGCAAUGGCACAUGGUGCUCGUCUGCACUGUCUGGUAUUUCCAGAUCCUUAUUGUUGGAGGUUUUAACCUGGACACCCAGAAUGUACUGCAGAGAAAAGGAGAUCCAGGUACUCUCUUUGGAUUUUCUGUUGCUUUCCACCAGCAGCUGAGCCCUGCCAAGAGAAACCUACUGCUUGUUGGAGCUCCACGGGCAAUACACCAGAAUCAAGUGAACGUUACCGGAGUGGUUUACUGGUGUGAUCUGUCUACAACAACUGAGCGCUGCCAGCCCAUUGAGUUUGGAAAUGAAGAGUUCCUUGAGAGUAAAGGCAUUAACAACCAAUGGAUGGGAGUAAGAGUCACAAGUCAAGGUCCUGGUAAAAAUGUAAUGUCAUGUGCUCAUCGAUAUCAGCAGUGGAGCCAAAGCCCAAGUCUUUCUGUCCCUCACCUGCUGACGGGUCAGUGCUACCUGUUAGGAGACAACCUUCAGGUUGGGGAGGAAGAAAGGACAUGGCGAAGGGUAGUUUGUGAUUAUGAACACCUAACUAGAAGACAAAAGGACCAUGAGUGGUUUGGAUACUGUCAACAGGGCCAUGGAGCAUCUUUUGCCAAAGAUAACCAGUCGUUGUUAUUUGGGGCGCCAGGAGCUUAUCAGUGGAAAGGAAUUGUACGAAUGGAGGUUCUGGAUAAUCUCCACAUCACCAGCAAAGAUCCUCGUGAAACUGGAGAUAUAGACCAGUUUAACCAGAAACUCAUUCCUCUCCAGAGAAACAGCUACCUAGGCUUCUCUAUAGACUCUGGGAUGGCUCUGAUCAAGAAGGGUGACCUGACAGUCGUAUCAGGGGCACCGCGAGGUGGCUACAGUGGCCAGGUGGCGUUCCUGAAGGAAGACCCUGAGGCUCAGAGAAAUUUGUCUGUCAAGCUGGUUCUCUCUGGGCCAGGCCUGGCUUCUUCCUUUGGCUAUGAUGUGGCAGUGGUGGAUCUCAACAGUGAUGGGUGGGACGAUCUUGCUGUAGGCGCACCGGAGUUCUUUGUAAAAGAUGGGGUGGUGGGGGGAGCAGUCUUCAUCUAUAUUAACACCAAAGGAAAACGCUGGGAAAAGAUUGUCCCAAUUGCACUUUAUGGACAUGAAGACUCCAUGUUUGGUCUCGCAGUGGAAAAUAUAGGAGACAUCAAUCAAGAUGGUUAUGGAGAUAUUGCUGUGGGGGCACCAUAUGACGGUUCUGGUCGGGUUUACCUUUACUGUGGCUCAUCAGAUGGUAUCAACAGAAAAGCUGCACAGGUACUCUCACCAGGAUCAAACACAGUGAGUUUAUUUGGAUAUUCUUUAAGUGGAAACCUGGACGUGGACGACAAUCAGUACCCUGAUCUGGCUGUCGGAUCACUCUCAGACUCUGUUUUUGUUUUCAGAGCACGGCCAGUCAUCACUGUCAGCACCUCUCUGAAGAUAACACCAAAUCAAAUAGACAUCACAAAAGAACGGUGUGAUGAACAGACGUGUUAUUUUGCAGGUCAGGCUUGCUUCACCUACACAGCACAGCCAGCAUCCUUUAACCAUACAUUGAUGUUAAACUACACUUUUGAGGCUGAUUCUGACAGAAGAAGAUCAAGACCCAGAGUCGACUUUGUAGAUUCUUCUCGUGGAAAACUGGAGCUGCCUGAACAAGGGAGACCAAUUUGUACCAACACAAUGCUCCGACUUGUGAGAGACAUCACCGACAAGCUGCGCAGUAUCCCUGUCUCUGUCACUGUGUCUCUAUGGAGCUUCAGUGAAACAACCAGUGCAAGUACACAUGUGUCAAGCAUCACUCCUGUCCUCAACCUUUACCAACAGAAGACCACUGUGUCAGAGAUAACUCUAAUAAAUGAGGGCUGUGGCAGUGACAACAUCUGCCAAAGUAACCUGCAGGUCCAGUAUAAGUUCUGCUCCAAAGAGACAAAAAAUGGUCAAGAGGUUUUUACAUCACUGGUCAGGGAGGAAGGAGUUGCAGUCAUCACUCCUUCUGAUGAAGACAUUGCUCUGGAGAUCACUGUGACUAACAUAAAUGGGGAUGAUGCACAUCAGAGUCACUCAGUCAUUAUGCUUCCAGACACAUUGCGCUACUCAUCUGUAAUCCACAGUGAAACAGCUGAAACACAAGUGAGUUGUUCAGCCAAUGACAAUGGAACACUAAUAGACUGUGAACUGGGAAAUCCACUCCAAAGAGAUGCUGAGGUGACCUUUUAUGUCAUGCUCACAACUUCCGGCAUCUCAUUAAGUACGAAACAUGUAAACGUCACUUUGCAACUUGAAACGACAAGUGUGCAGGAGAUACAGCCGGUUGAGGUAUUAGCCAAAGUGGUUUUUGAGUUGAGGUUGCAAAUACAUGGGUUAGCCAAGCCUUCUCAAGUCUCACUUGGUGAAAACCUAAAGGGUGAAAGUGCCAUUAAAUCAGUGGAUGAAAUAGGACCAUCAGUUCAAUAUGAAUUCAAGAUAACAAAUUUAGGUAGACCACUGAGGUCAUUUGCAAAUGCAUCAUUAAACAUCUUCUGGCCAAAGGAGGACUCUGUAGGAAAAUGGCUUUUGUACUUGACUCGUGUUAGCAGCACAGGUAUACAUUCUGUCCCCUGUUCACCUGUGAAUGAGGUCAAUCCACUCAGAAGUGUAAAGGGUUGGGAUGCUCCCUCAAGGCAAAGACGUGAAGCUGGAUAUGAAGCUCUCUCUACUGAUGACUUUAAACUUCAUCCAACAAGAAAAUACAAAACUUUGACAUGCUCAGAUGGCCUCAGAUGUGUGGAGAUACGCUGCCCUCUGCUGGGCCUGGACAGUACUGCACUGAUGAUUCUACAUUCACGCCUUUGGAACGCAACUUUGGAAGAGGAUUACAGCUCUUUAAACUACCUUAACAUUGUGGUGGAGGCUACUCUCAGUCUAACCAAAUCUCUGGAGAAUAUUGGAUUCAAAACAGAAAACCCCAGGACUCAGGUAAAACUGACAGUGUUCCUUGAGAAAAAGGUUAAUUUCUUAACCAAAGUAGCAUGGUGGAUAAUCUUCCUGUCAGUCUUUGCAGCUCUUCUGUUGUUGCUGUUUUUUGGCCUCUUGGUUUGGAAGCGGAAAAGCAUCCAUUGUUUUGAUAAUAGCAAGAAGCUCCCAGAUGAUGAAAAGCCAAAGACAGGGUGGACUCUCCUUAAAAGCUGAUGAAACAUUUUUCAGGAUGCUCCGAGUUGUACAUUGACACAGCCAAUGAAAAUUUUAUCUACACUUUUAAUUAUUUUACUAAGGAGGCCUGUGAAGGAUUUAGAGAUGACUUUUUAUGCUCUGACACCUUAGUUUGUAAGAAAAAAAAUAUAUAAAAAAGUACAUUUGGUUGUAAUCUGCAACUUCACCACUAGAUGUCACAAAAUCCUUUACAUUGCUGGUAUAACUCAAUUAGCUUAUUAAAAAACACAUAACUUAUGGGAUGUUGACUUUUUAAACUUUCUAUUUGGCUAUCUUUGUGAAAA
This is a messenger RNA of Melanotaenia boesemani (Boeseman's rainbowfish), 3511 nucleotides long. RefSeq names its product integrin alpha-6-like. The transcript has 25 exons. Gene Ontology annotation, molecular function: integrin binding. The record is from RefSeq and is a predicted model, not a curated record. Bases 42 to 3206 code for a protein of 1054 amino acids. Gene Ontology annotation, biological process: cell-matrix adhesion; cell-cell adhesion; leukocyte migration. Gene Ontology annotation, cellular component: external side of plasma membrane; integrin complex. Lineage: Eukaryota; Metazoa; Chordata; Actinopteri; Atheriniformes; Melanotaeniidae.